AUGCAAGUUAAAUCUAUCGUUAACCUACUGUUGGCAUGUUCGUUGGCCGUGGCCAGACCUUUGGAGCACGCCCACCAUCAACAUGACAAGAGAGGUGUUGUCGUCGUGACCAAGACCAUCGUUGUCGAUGGUUCCACCGUUGAGGCUACCGCAGCAGCCCAGGUCCAAGAGCACGCUGAAACUUUCGCAGAGUCGACUCCUUCAGCUGUUGUUUCCAGUUCAUCAGCUCCUUCCUCUGCUUCUUCUGCUUCCGCUCCUGCCUCUUCCGGUAGCUUCUCCGCUGGAACCAAAGGUGUCACCUACUCUCCUUACCAAGCCGGUGGUGGCUGUAAGACUGCAGAGGAGGUCGCUUCCGAUCUUUCCCAGUUGACCGGCUACGAGAUCAUCAGAUUGUACGGUGUUGACUGUAACCAAGUCGAGAACGUCUUCAAGGCCAAGGCCCCAGGUCAAAAGUUGUUUUUGGGAAUCUUCUUUGUUGAUGCUAUCGAGAGCGGUGUCAGUGCUAUUGCCUCCGCUGUCAAGUCAUACGGUUCUUGGGACGAUGUCCACACUGUCUCUGUUGGUAACGAGUUGGUCAACAACGGUGAGGCCACUGUUUCCCAAAUCGGUCAAUACGUUUCUACCGCUAAAUCUGCCUUGAGAUCUGCUGGUUUCACCGGUCCAGUUCUUUCUGUCGACACUUUCAUUGCUGUCAUCAACAACCCAGGGUUGUGUGACUUUGCUGACGAGUACGUUGCCGUUAACGCUCACGCUUUCUUUGACGGUGGCAUUGCUGCCUCUGGAGCUGGUGAUUGGGCUGCUGAGCAGAUCCAAAGAGUUUCUUCCGCUUGUGGUGGCAAGGAUGUCCUCAUUGUCGAGUCCGGAUGGCCUUCAAAGGGAGACACCAACGGUGCUGCCGUUCCUUCCAAGUCAAACCAACAGGCUGCUGUCCAAUCUCUAGGUCAGAAGAUCGGUUCUUCUUGUAUUGCUUUCAACGCUUUCAACGAUUACUGGAAGGCCGAUGGUCCUUUCAACGCUGAGAAGUACUGGGGUAUCCUAGACUCCUAA
Molecule: messenger RNA, 1047 nt
Organism: Komagataella phaffii GS115
Lineage: Eukaryota; Fungi; Ascomycota; Pichiomycetes; Pichiales; Pichiaceae
Exons: 1
Coding region: 1-1047 (348 amino acids)
Biological process (GO): cell wall organization; carbohydrate metabolic process
Cellular component (GO): cell surface; fungal-type cell wall; extracellular region
Molecular function (GO): 1,3-beta-glucanosyltransferase activity; glucan endo-1,3-beta-D-glucosidase activity
Source: RefSeq, a predicted model, not a curated record